Molecule: messenger RNA, 591 nt
Organism: Gorilla gorilla gorilla (western lowland gorilla)
Lineage: Eukaryota; Metazoa; Chordata; Mammalia; Primates; Hominidae
Gene: IAPP
Product: islet amyloid polypeptide
Exons: 3
Coding region: 119-388 (89 amino acids)
Cellular component (GO): extracellular region
Molecular function (GO): hormone activity
Source: RefSeq, a predicted model, not a curated record
GAGGGGGUAAAUAUUCCAGUGGAUACAAGCUUGGACUCUUUUCUUGAAGCUUUCUUUCUAUCAGAAGCAUUUGCUGAUAUUGCUGACAUUGAAACAUUAAAAGAAAAUUUGAGAAGCAAUGUGCAUCCUGAAGCUGCAAGUAUUUCUCAUUGUGCUCUCUGUUGCAUUGAACCAUCUGAAAGCUACACCCAUUGAAAGUCAUCAGGUGGAAAAGCGGAAAUGCAACACUGUCACAUGUGCAACGCAGCGCCUGGCAAAUUUUUUAGUUCGUUCCAGCAACAACUUUGGUGCCAUUCUCUCAUCUACCAACGUGGGAUCCAAUACAUAUGGCAAGAGGAAUGCAGUAGAGGUUUUAAAGAGAGAGCCACUGAAUUACUUGCCCCUUUAGAGGACAAUGUAACUCUAUAGUUAUUGUUUUAUGUUCUAGUGAUUUCCUGUAUAAUUUAACAGUGCCCUUUUCAUCUCCAGUGUGAAUAUAUGGUCUGUGUGUCUGAUGUUUGUUGCUAGGACAUAUACCUUCUCAAAAGAUUGUUUUAUAUGUAGUACUAACUAAAGUCCCAUAAUAAAAAGAUAGUAUCUUUUAAAAUGAAA